AUGGAACAAACUGAUAACACAGCCCAGUCGAUCAGCGCCGACGAGAUUGCUCUGUAUGAUCGGCAGAUCCGGCUUUGGGGAGUACCGGCCCAGGAGAGGAUUCGAUCCGCAAACAUCCUUCUGAUUACCUUCAAAAGCCUCGCGAACGAAGUCGCCAAGAAUCUAGUGCUAGCCGGUAUUGGAAAGCUAACGGUGAUUGAUCAUGAAACGGUCAAGGAGGAGGACUUGGGCGCCCAGUUCUUCGUCACGGAGGAACACAUUGGCCAGAAUCGUGCGCAAGCCGCAGCGCCUUCGAUCCGUGAAAUGAACCCCAGAGUCCACCUGCAUAUCGACACCGACGACGUCCAUACUAAGCAACCGGAAUUCUUCGCGGGCUUUGACCUGAUCAUUGCGACGGAGCUCGACUAUGCCACCUACACCACCAUCAAUGCAGCCUGUCGCAUUGCAAACCGGCCGUUCUACGCCGCUGGGUUGCACGGUUUCUACGGAUUCGUGUUUGCCGAUUUGAUCACGCAUGACUUCGUCAUCGAACGCGCCAAGUCGAACGUGUCGUCGGCCACGCAAGAAACACCGACUCGGAGCAUAGUCAACAUCACCACGAAGAAAGAGCAAGACAAAGUUAUGGAACUGGUCACCAAGCGCGAGACCUAUUCGCCCUUAAUUCUGGCCAACACCUCGCCCCUGCCCCAAGACUACACUCGCCUGCCCCGGAAGCGCCGACAGGUCACCCCGCUCCUCACCUGCCUUCGAGCCCUGUGGGAGUUCCAGAAACUCAGCGGAGGCCGCCUGCCGACGCCUUCUCACCAGGACCUGGAACUGUUCACCAAGCUAGCCCGUGACCGCCACCAUGAGUUGAAACUAGACAUCACCACCCUGGACUCUGGCUUCCUGCGCACCUUCCUGCAGAACCUAGGAAGCGAGCUCAGUCCCGUCGCAGCCUUCGUCGGUGGCCGGCUAGCCCAGGACGUGAUCAACGUGCUCAGCGCCCGCGAGCAACCCAUCCAAAACCUCCUCCUUUUCGACGGCGAGAAAUCCCUCUCCCCCAUCUACCCUCUCCAUCCGUUUUUCCCUCCCGAGGUGGUAAACGCCCUGCCGGCCGUGGUCCCCGUGGCUAAUCCUAUCUCGGUGGAUGAUGAGCCGAUCCCGGUCCCUGCUAAUGGGCAAGGAACUAAGUGA
Molecule: messenger RNA, 1176 nt
Organism: Aspergillus affinis
Lineage: Eukaryota; Fungi; Ascomycota; Eurotiomycetes; Eurotiales; Aspergillaceae
Product: E1 ubiquitin-activating protein AOS1
Exons: 4
Coding region: 1-1176 (391 amino acids)
Biological process (GO): protein sumoylation
Cellular component (GO): SUMO activating enzyme complex; cytoplasm
Molecular function (GO): SUMO activating enzyme activity
Source: RefSeq, a predicted model, not a curated record